Thalassophryne amazonica is the source of this 1061-nucleotide messenger RNA. RefSeq names its product dual specificity protein phosphatase 26-like. Gene Ontology annotation, biological process: protein dephosphorylation; negative regulation of MAPK cascade. The record is from RefSeq and is a predicted model, not a curated record. NCBI's taxonomy places the organism in Eukaryota, Metazoa, Chordata, Actinopteri, Batrachoidiformes, Batrachoididae. The coding region runs from base 290 to 877 and encodes 195 amino acids. The transcript is spliced from 3 exons. Gene Ontology annotation, molecular function: MAP kinase phosphatase activity; protein tyrosine/serine/threonine phosphatase activity. Gene Ontology annotation, cellular component: cytoplasm.
UUAUGUAAUGUAGAAAGUCCCACAUGGAUCCACACUGUCCAUGCAGGCAUUCAGUUCUUUAAAUAGACUGUUAUUUUGAUGCAAAAGUGUAACAGACCCUUGAAGCACAUGAUCAAACAGCAUGACAACACAAGGGCAGCUUGGUAGCAAAUAAUUCUUAAAACUUUCUUCUGAGUAGGUGAUGGAGAGAAAUCUAUCAAAACAUUAGUUUGAAAUAGACUUUGUUUCUUAGAAAAGAUAAAACCUGAGUCUGAUUGGUGUUUAGCCUGAUUUCUGGACAGGAAAAGCAAUGUCCUAUAGAUGCAAACUUACUUCAUCCUGGAAUGACGCACCACCUCCUCCCAAAGUGGAAAUUGACCUGAGUUCACCCGGUUUGGCCGUGUUCGAGUUGGAAAGACUUCUAUUUACCGGGAAAGCCAUCAUCAACCAUGCAGAUGAAGUUUGGCCGAGUCUUUAUAUUGGAGAUCAGCACAGUGCAGAGAACCGGGCUGAUCUAUCCAUGCAUGGGAUCACUCAUGUCUUGAAUGCAGCUCACAGUAACCGCAGAGGACAGCCAGAUCUGUACCAGGGCAUGAAGAUCACCUACAUGGGCAUAGAGGCUCAUGACUCAUGUGGCUUUGACAUGAGUGGCAACUUCCAGCCUGCAGCACACUUUAUUCACAAGGCUCUAAGAGCAGGAGGUAAGGUCCUGGUACAUUGCCAUGUAGGAGUGAGCCGUUCUGCAACGCUGGUUCUGGCUUACCUGAUGCUGAGGCACCACCUGACCCUCGUAGAAGCCAUUUGUGCAGUGAAAGUCAACAGAGGUGUUAUUCCAAAUCGAGGUUUCCUCCGUCAGCUCAUCACGCUGAACAGCCAGCUUUUCAACAAACAUCACUGAACCAGGGCACUCAUAUUAGUGGGUUAGUGAAACAAGGCACUUAUUACAGAAAACAUGUUCAUAUGGUUAGAUAAUCUGUAAAUAUGUGUCAACUGUCAUCGUAUUGGGAUGUGGCCAACACUUGUAACAGUCCCCAAUUUCAUCUCACUCUUUGAGGUAAUGACAGACUAAAUGAUUAACUGUU